UGCAACAUUAGAAGCGUGUGUGUCUCAAAGCUUCUCUUUCGCAGUUUCUCUCUCUUCUUCUUUCUUCUUCACUUUCUCUUUAUUCCUCCUUAGAUCCUCAGUUCCCAAUCGAGAGCUUUCGUUUCCAAUCACUGCAACUCGGAUCUGUUACCUACUUCUUAAUUACGGUCUGAACUGAGAUGGCUGGAGGUGUUAUUCGGCAGUUAUUGAGGAGGAAACUCCAGUCUUGUUCUUCUAGUUCUUUCACGUCACCCGUUAUCUCAAAGAAUGAUGGUGCCAACUCUACUGGCAGUAACUCCUUACGAGCAUUUGCAUUAGUAGGAGCUGGUGUCACGGGGAUUUUAAGUUUUUCAACAACAGCAUUAGCUGAUGAAGCCGAGCAUGGCCUGGCAUGUCCCAGCUAUCCAUGGCCUCACAAGGGCAUUCUCAGUUCAUAUGAUCAUGCUUCGAUUCGUCGUGGUCAUCAAGUUUAUCAAGAAGUCUGUGCUUCAUGUCAUUCCAUGUCUUUGAUAUCAUACCGUGAUUUGGUUGGUGUCGCUUAUACAGAAGAAGAAGUAAAGGCUAUGGCAGCGGAGAUUGAGGUGGUUGAUGGCCCUAAUGAUGAGGGUGAGAUGUUUACACGCCCUGGUAAACUCAGUGACCGCUUUCCUCAGCCAUAUGCAAAUGAAGCCGCUGCUAGGUUUGCUAACGGUGGAGCCUAUCCUCCAGAUCUUAGUCUCAUCACCAAAGCUCGACACAAUGGUCAGAACUAUGUGUUUUCACUUUUAACCGGAUAUCGUGACCCUCCUGCUGGCGUUUCGAUUAGAGAAGGACUGCACUAUAAUCCUUACUUUCCCGGCGGGGCCAUUGCUAUGCCUAAAAUGCUUAAUGAUGGUGCUGUUGAAUAUGAAGAUGGCACCCCUGCUACAGAAUCUCAGAUGGGUAAAGAUAUUGUGUCAUUCCUGACCUGGGCAGCCGAACCAGAGAUGGAGGAAAGAAAACUGAUGGGAUUUAAAUGGAUAUUUGUUCUAUCACUUGCAUUACUUCAAGCCGCCUAUUACCGCCGCCUGCGGUGGUCCGUUCUAAAGUCUCGCAAGCUGGUUCUUGAUGUUGUCAACUAGCUGCUUUAAAGUUUCAUUUUUCACUUCAGGAAAGAUUAUUGUUGGCAAUAAUUGUCAAUGCUUAAGUUGUCUCGUCAUGUCAAAUUCGUUGGAGUAACAAAAAGCAUGUUCUAUUUUUGUUUGAGAUAGAAAUAAAGCUCCUCUAUGUACGUGAGAUAUAGUUACUUUCAUUUUUUUUUCUCCCUUCUCUGACCUGUGUAUUGUUACAUUGUCCAGGGACCCCUAAACUUCUAUUUUUUUUUUCUUCUCAACCUGGUAAUUGACCUGUGAUUGGGGUUCAUUUUGGUUCAUUUUUACUUCAUUGCAAUGUUAUGAUACUUGUGGUUCAGUAUUUAAGGGCACGUUUGUUUAGCAA
Messenger RNA from Vigna unguiculata (cowpea), 1455 nucleotides. RefSeq names its product cytochrome c1-2, heme protein, mitochondrial. Gene Ontology annotation, cellular component: respiratory chain complex III. The record is from RefSeq and is a predicted model, not a curated record. NCBI's taxonomy places the organism in Eukaryota, Viridiplantae, Streptophyta, Magnoliopsida, Fabales, Fabaceae. Gene Ontology annotation, molecular function: heme binding; electron transfer activity. Gene Ontology annotation, biological process: mitochondrial electron transport, ubiquinol to cytochrome c.